Pseudophryne corroboree (corroboree frog) is the source of this 3797-nucleotide messenger RNA. It is a transcript of the gene ZNF654, whose product is annotated as zinc finger protein 654. Gene Ontology annotation, molecular function: DNA binding; DNA-binding transcription factor activity, RNA polymerase II-specific. Gene Ontology annotation, cellular component: nucleus. Gene Ontology annotation, biological process: regulation of transcription by RNA polymerase II. The transcript is spliced from 9 exons. Lineage: Eukaryota; Metazoa; Chordata; Amphibia; Anura; Myobatrachidae. The record is from RefSeq and is a predicted model, not a curated record. The coding region runs from base 226 to 3540 and encodes 1104 amino acids.
UCGCUGGCGGCCGGGCUGAAACGUCAUCUCUCCCAGAGACAGACUGUUGACGGAUAUAGGGGACGACCAAUCGACGAUGACCAUUGAAACUUCGGCUAACACAGCCCCGCCCCAUUCACUUGAUCGAGUUCUCUCUUGGCCAGUGGCGUCGUGGCAUGGGCGGAGCAGGAAGAGGUGGGGGCGGUUGCCCGGCGGUAGCUGUACGCGCAGGUCGGGGACAGCAGCAUGGCGGAAGACGAGAGUGAUCAGGAGUCGGAGAGGCUGGUGGAAGAGCUGGAAGCCAUAACCGAGGAGGAGCUGGGGGGGCUGGGAGUGGGGGCGCUGAGGAGCCAGGAGUACUGCCGCCGCUUCUGUGAGGUUGUUGAGGAGUAUACUGCGCGAUGGCAAGUUCCACUGCCCCAGCUUCAAGUACUACAGACGGCUUUGUGUUGCUUCACAUCCGCAAGUGUGUCUUUCCAAGCUGAAUGUGAGCACGUACAGUAUGUUUUGAGUAGACUAGCUUUGAGUCUGUUUGAGUUGCUGCUGUUUUUUGGAAAGGAUGAAUUCUACGAAGCCCCUUUAAAAGACAUUCUUGGCUCUGUUCAGGAAUGCCAUGACCUCUUAAUCCGCUAUGACAACAUAGACCUACGGUUGGUUACUUGUGUUAUUAAGGAUGGAGGCCCUUGGGAGAAUCUAGUAUUACAAGCUAUACUCAAGGGAAAAUCAGAACCUCAAGAUAUUGUUGAUAAAUACUUGAGGUCUGAGAAUCAGCUGUUCUUCGAAUUGCGCGUUAGAUACCUCAUCGCCUGUGAACGCAUUUCGGAAGCCGUGGCUCUAAUAACAACUUGCCUAAGUCAUCCUGAAAUCGGUAGAAAUCUGUAUUACCAUCAGGCCUAUUUUACAUGUCUGUAUAUGACUCGCUUAACUGACAGGCUGCUCUCUGAGCAUGUGCUCAGAAUAGAUUGCUGCGAUGGAGUGAAAAUUAUUUGCGAUAUUGAAAAAGAAGGAAAAACGGCUUUGGCGCUGCAGCUCAGUGAGGCUUUUCUCAUAACACAGUUACAGACUGGGAAAAUGUAUUGUGUUUGGGAGUUAAUAUUUAUUUGGAGUAAACUUCAACUGAAAGUAAACCCCUCGAAGCAAGUGUUUGUUGAGCAGUGCUACAAUAUGUUAAGGAUUGCGGCCAAUGUUAAAGUCAUAUUUCCCUUCAUGAAGAUCUUCAAAGAGGAGAUAGGAGAAGCUGGUGUACAACUGUCGGUCGAGCUAUGUGGAUGUGCGUUACAGUUGGACCUUCACAAUAAUCCUGAAACAAAAUCUUUAAUUUAUAAAACUAUAUCUUACCUUUUACCCACUGACUUGGAGAUUUGCAGAAUCUGUGCAUUAUCCGUUUUCUUUUUGGAACGAACCCUAGAAUUUUAUAGGGAUGUGGAACGUUUGUACAAAUACUCAGAUGAGGAUUAUAACGAGUUCACCAGCUACGUCGAAAACCGGGUGCGCUUUGAACUACUUCCAAUCUUAAAAAGGGGUUUAGUGUUCGAUCCAGAAUUUUGGAGUUUUGAAAUGAUCCAGACAAACUGUGCUUCUCUGCUCGGAGAGAAGGCUGCAGUGGCUUUAUCAAACCCUACUACACCGGAACCCCUGCAAACUCCAAACACUGUGUGCCCCGUUGUCUGUCCGGAUGUUAAACAAAGUUUGUCUUCAGAUAUUUCUGGGAUGCAGUUACGUAAUGGCGUAUUAAAGCACAAAGAAAUCAGGAGCAGGCUGAGAGUUUCUACAAAUGCUAGGAGAAACCAUACCGUGUUCAGUCCUCCUAUGCUGGAGCAUUAUGUUCCGAAGCAUCUUUGUACUUUGUGUAAUAAGGAAUUUUUGGGCGGUCAUAUCUUUAGGCAUGCACACACUCAUCACACUAAAGGCUGCUUUUCAUGUGUUAUAUGUGCCCGAAAGUUCAGGAAUAGAAUAAACAUGGUAAGGCAUUUAAAACAUCACUUGAAGAUAAUGCAAAGGCAUCCAGUUACAAGUCCACCAGAAGCUCCACCGAACGGUCCCCUCCAUUUGGCUUCGGAUACAAAUGAAGUUCACUCCUCGGAAGCUUCAUCUUUAUCUUUAGAAAAUGGAAAUUCUAGUAGUUCAGCCAAUGAAAUAUUGAGUGCUGCAGACUUGCCGUACCAGGAUCCAGCCCCAGAACUUAUCAUUCCAGAACAAAAUCACGUCAGUGAACUCAAUACAGUAGAUUUAAAUCACUCAACUGCCACACAGACGUCUGUCUCCACUGAUGUCAGUAAUUCAGAAGAUACGACUACAGUACAUGAAAUGCAAGACGUGAAAGAGACACCAAGUAAAAAUCUGACUGAGUGUAUUAAAUUAAAUGGAUCUUUGUGUAGGAAAGUAGACACUGUAGUAAAUAGGCAAAUUAGCUACCAAUGCCCUGCUCAUGGAUGUGACCGUCUUUUCCAAAGGGUAAGGGCUUUGAAUAAGCAUGCAAGGAACGCCCACCCAUCUGACAUGAAGGUACAGCAACACAUAAUGGCAUGGAAUAAGGGGAAAUGUCGCUUCUGCCAGAGAAAGUUUUCGGAUUGCAGUCACUUCAUGGACCAUUUAAAGAGGCACAGCUAUCCCAAUGUCUACUUUUGCCAGCAAUUAAACUGCAAUAAAAGAUUCAAGCUAGCUACUCAGCUCACAGAACAUCAGUUAAGCCAUGAGUCUUUCAUAGCUCAGUGCUGUUUCUUGAACUGUCGUGAAGUUUUUGAACAAGUUUCUUCCCUUUAUGAGCACGAAGCUCUGCACUAUGGACAAAAUUCUCUGGUGGUUGGUCCUCCAUUACUGGACAUGACUAAGCCCAUAGAGACUGUUCCUGUCCCACAGGAGGAUAUUAUAUUAGAAGACAAGCCUGCACUACCUAGUAAGAGGGUUGAACCUGUCCAGGAAGAGGAAGCUGUAGACUUGCCAGUUCCCAUCUGGAGGUCCAGGAAGGAUGUAGCAGAACCAAAGACGUAUAAACAAGUGGAGAAAAAACUGAAUGCCGAAAAUAGUUGUAAAGUUUCAGAGGUAAAUGUUAGGCCGGAUCUAGUUCAAGAAGUGCCACCAGCUGCGGUUGAGGAACAAAUCCCCAAUGGAUGUGGUAUGCUUGAGCAGACUGCGGUGGAAGUAGAAACCUCAGGAACUGUAGCUAAUACUACAGAAAGAGAUGUAAAUGAUGCAUUGGGCUCAGAUACUGCACAAGAGGGUCUACUGACAAGCAGUGCUACUGUAAACACACAAACUCCCUCCAAGCCAAAUCCCGCCCCUUGCACGAGUGAUUAUGGCACAGCUGAAAAGCGGCAAUACAGAAGACCGUUGCCACCAAGUUACCUAGAUGAGCAGUACCUUAGCAUGCCAAAACGCAGAAAGAACAACCAAGGACAACUUGAUGAAAACCAGACUGUUUCCAAAACUUCCGUGGACAAAUUUAGAUGCUCCAAGUGCCUAACGAAUUACUGCAGCUCAGAAGCACUUGAACAGCAUCUAGCACAAAAGAAGUGUCAGCUGUACUUUGGGUUCGACUCAGAUGAUGAAAGUGCCUGGUGAACGCUUGCACAAGAAGAUAAAACAAACAUCGUUUUUUUUGUUUUGUUUUUAUAAAUUUGGCCUUAAACAAUGGGACUUAACCAGCUUUCACAUUUUUACUAAGAAUAUUUGUAGAGUGCUAGGUGUGUAUAUUUCAAGUCCAGAAAAAAAAUGUUCACUUUUCACAUUUUAGCAACAACAAAAAAUUGUGCCAUGUAAUUUUGAAGUGUGUACUGCCUUGAAGAUUGAACUAAAUAAAAUAUUUUAUAUUUAUCACA